GCACUCCCCUUUCAUCUCAAACUUUCACUGUGUUCUUCCACACCAUGGCCACCAAAAUCAACCUUUCUUUACCUAUCUUUCUCUUCUUCCUAUUAGCCUUGUUCUCAACCCUAGCCUGCGCCAAGAAAGAAACCGAGGUAGCAGCAGACCCUGAGCUCAAAACAUGUAAACACCAGUGCCUACAGCAGCUGCAAUACACUAAAGCUGACAAGCAGAUAUGUCUUCAAAGUUGUGACAUGUACCAUGGUCUGAAGCAUGAGCACGAGGAACAAACAGAAGAGAAAAUUCGUAAGAAGAAAAAGCAUGAAGGUACCACUCAAGAGCACGACGAAGAGGAGGAAAGCGGAGAAAAGGAAGAAGAAGGAGAAGCAGAGGAAGGAGGGGAAGAAGAGGAGGAAUAUCCCUACAUUUUUGAAGAAAAUUGUGAUUUUGACACCAAGGUUGAAACAGAAGAUGGCAGAAUUCGAGUUCUGAAGAAGUUCACCGAGAAAUCCAAGCUUCUUAAAGGCAUCGAGAAUAUCCGUUUAGCCAUUCUAGAAGCUAGAGCGCACACGUUCGUGGCUCCACGCCACUUUGAUUCUGAUGUUCUUUUGUUCAACAUAAAGGGGCGAGCCGUACUUGGGUGGGUGAAGGAAAGUGAAACAGAAAAGUUCAUCCUUGAAUCCGGAGACGUGUUAGCGAUACCAGCAGGCACCCAAGUAUACAUCAUUAACAGAGAUGAGAAUGAGAAGCUGUUCCUUGCCAUGCUCCAUAUACCUGUCUCCACUCCUGGAAAAUUUGAGGAAUUUUUCGGGCCUGGAGGACGAGACCCAGAAUCGGUUCUAUCAGCAUUCGGCUGGAAUGUGCUCCAAGCUGCUCUCCAAAGCCCAAAAGGAGAGUUAGAAAAGCUUUUUGAGCAACAGAACGGGGGAAGUAUUUUCCAAAUAAGCAGAGAACAGGUGCAAAAGUUGGCCCCCAAGAAAACCUCGUGGUGGCCCUUUAGUGGCCCCUCCACGGCUGAAUUCAAUCUUUUCACCAUGUCUCCCACUUUCUCCAACAGCCAUGGUACUUUAACCGAAGCUGCUCCUUCUGAUUCCAGGAGUCUCCUUCACAAACACAAUAUCAUGAUUUCCUUUACCAACAUCACCAAGGAAUCAAUGAGUACUAUUCUGUACAACUCACAUGCAACGAAGAUAGCAAUGGUGAUCAGUGGUAAAGGGGGUCUUCAAAUUGCAUGUCCCCACAUCACAUCAAGGUCACAGACAAAGCAUGAAAAGAGUAGCCCCUCAUACCAUAGGAUCAGUGCCGAGUUGAAGCCAGGAAUGCUGUUUGUUGUUCCUCCCGGUCAUCCCUUCGUCACCUUCUCUUCCAGGAAAGAGAAUCUCCAGAUUUUAUGCUUCGAGAUUAAUGCUCGAGACAACAAGAAGUUUACAUUUGCAGGGAAGGACAACAUUGUGAGCUCUAUGGACGAUCCUGCUAAGGAGCUGGGAUUCAACUAUCCUUCGAAAAUUGUGAACAGAAUCUUCGACAGAAAGGAGAGUUUGUUUUUUCCUUUUCAGCUGCCACGCCAGGGCCGUGAUCGUCGUGCUGAUGCAUGAGUUUUUUUUUUGUUUCUUUUGUGGUAGUUGUGUUUUAUGUUGAUAAUGAUGCAAGGUAGGGAGAUGGAGUGUAUGGAAAUGCAGGCCCAUGCAUCCAUGCAUGCAAUGGAAUAAAAUGGCCACUAGUUUCUAUCUUCCUAGAUAGUUUCUAUCUUUCAA
Vigna unguiculata (cowpea) is the source of this 1736-nucleotide messenger RNA. RefSeq names its product sucrose-binding protein-like. The record is from RefSeq and is a predicted model, not a curated record. Lineage: Eukaryota; Viridiplantae; Streptophyta; Magnoliopsida; Fabales; Fabaceae.